UAUACUCUUGUACGAGAUUCAACAUCAAAUAGGAGUGUUUUGAAUGAAGGCGUCCAUGCAAGAAUGCGAUUAAGAGGUUCAGAGAAUCCAAUUGCAGUUCCUUCGCAUAACCAAUUGUCUCAAGCUUUAUCUCAUAGAGGUAGCAUUUCGGGCAUGCUUCAAGCACAGCCGGUUGCGAUGCCUAUGCCUAUGCCCAUGCCGACAACAUCUUCUCGUUCUUCCGUGCAUUUGCAGCAAGUUCCAGGUCCUCCUUUGGGUUAUCCUCCACUUGUUGGUCCUAAUGUAACACCCUUAACAAAUGGAGCCUCAGAGCCGCCUGUGACAAAUGGAAAUGGAGCAUUAAAUGCCCAAUGGUGUUGA
Ctenocephalides felis (cat flea) is the source of this 360-nucleotide messenger RNA. RefSeq lists its product as uncharacterized. The transcript is spliced from 3 exons. NCBI's taxonomy places the organism in Eukaryota, Metazoa, Arthropoda, Insecta, Siphonaptera, Pulicidae. The annotation marks the transcript as partial. The record is from RefSeq and is a predicted model, not a curated record.